UGGACGUUAACAUUUUGCUCGCGAACUUGAGUCCAUACAAAGAAAGUCCAGAAAUAGUUUUUUAGUGAGCUUUUAGGCCGUAAGUUGGAAUUGUUAGACAUCAUGAAGACCUGUGAAUUGAGUGUGAUCAAAUACACAUUGUUUAUUUUCAAUUUGAUAUUUGCGAUAUCAGGUGUUGGACUGAUAAUAGCAGGCUCCCUCGUUCUAGCAGAGGUGGGAGAAUUCAGCCAUUUUUUGGAGGGUAAAAUCCUAGCACCGCCAGUGGUCUUAAUAGUAGCGGGUUGUAUUGUCUUCCUAGUUGCUUCCUUGGGGUGCUAUGGAGCUAUCAGAGAAUCUUAUUAUAUGCUGAUGGCGUUCGCUCUUUGUCUUCUGAUUAUCUUCGUGAUAGAAUUCGCUGUUGGUAUAGCUGCAGCCACAUACAAAAAUCAGUUUCAAUCAGUACUCAAGGAAGCCAUGACUGAUUCAUUGAGCAAAUAUGAAUCGAGCAAAUCUGACAAAAUAGCCUGGGAUAAUAUUCAAACAAAGUUGGAGUGUUGCGGCGUAGACGGCCCUAUGGACUGGUCAAAGAGGCCCCCCACCUGCUGUCACCCGACCAGGGAAAACGCGCCAGACCCCUCGCCAGAGCACUGCCGUAACGCCAAGCCAGGCGACGAUUUCCUCUACAAUUAUGGGUGCUUCGAAGAGCUGCAGAUGAAGGCGGAGAGUUCCUCGAAGGUGUUGAUCGGAGUGGGAAUAGGAGUCGCGUUCAUCCAGAUUAUUGGGAUUAUCCUGGCAUGUUGGUUGGCAUCAGCAGUGAAAAAUAGGGAAUAAAACCAAACAACAGAAUAUUAUGUUAAGUUCCAAACAAUAGGAGUAGAUAGAUAGAUAGCUGAGCAGUAGGUCCAAUAUAAGUAUUUUAUUUGUAUAAAAAUAUACCUCACUAUUUGUACAAUGUAUUUAUUUUGUAUCCGUAUUAGGGUCACUGACAAAAUCUAUCUAUUAUGACUAGACCGUAUGUCAUAAUCCAAAUAACUCGAAAGCCUCAUCCAAAUUUCUUGCCUAAAAAUGAAACUGCGCACACUGUCAUACAUGGUAAAGACUAAUGUCUAAUAUGUUCGGUCUAAAUAUUAAGUUGAUGAUACAGAACUCAUAACCUUUAUAUCUUACGACUAGAACCCAAUAUGGCGGACGAACAAAUCAUGCAUCAGCUGCAACACUGUAAGAGAACCAUAAAAAGUAGCGGUGUUAAAAAUCGUGGCGAAAUGCAAAUGGACGCCAGUGGCGCAUCUCGAUGAUGGGAUGAAAGUAAAAGUGAAUUUGGAUGAUAUAAUUAAAUGAAUAUGCUGCUCAUUCCCUUGCACUCUACAUAUAAAUAUAUUCAGAAUAAGCACAUCUCUCAUAUUAUUUUUACACAUUUCAUAACAUAUUCCAUUGUCAUAGUCCAAGAUUUGAAUAAUUAUCGUAUUCCACUGUAUCAAAUGAGUUAGUUCAUUUCAAAAGACUCCUCAAAAUAGAGACUGAAAUGCUUGUGUAAAAUUUGUCAUUCUACUGUUUAUAGAAUUCACAUUCCAAUAACCUUGGUUCAGUUAAUUUUCCAUUGUUCUGGAACCUGCGAAAGAUGAUAUCAAUAGGCUUCAAUAGGAAAUAUAGGGUUUAUCAUUGAAGAUAACACAAAUUACUCAUAGAGAACAUACAAUUAUACCCCAAAUGAAUGGUCUUUUCCUUAGACUGAUCUCCUUGAACUUCUCGAAUCUAUUCCUGAUGGAUCAAAAACAAACAAUUUAUCAUGUGAAGACAAUGUUAUUAUAUCAUCUGAAAAUUCGGGGACAGUGUUUUCAACAGCUUCAACUGAAAGCGAGAAUCAAGGUAUAAUGUUUGUAAUGGUUGUCGGUUCUUAGUUCGAUUCUCACCCUGAAUUUGGUCAGAAGAAAAUCAUCCUCGGUAGAAAGAAUUGAACACAUGUUAAAAUGAUGACCAUUCCAAGUUUGACUGUAUUUCAAGACCAUUCUGUGUAAUUGAAUUCAAGAAACCUCAAGUACAUUAUUUCAGAUAGGUACUUAUAAUUCGCCUUUUUACUACGCCCUCAUGUUCAACAAGGAGUUAUGCAGUCUUGAACAUAUCACUUCAUCACAA
Phaedon cochleariae (mustard beetle) is the source of this 2112-nucleotide messenger RNA. The record is from the annotation of a GenBank genome assembly. NCBI's taxonomy places the organism in Eukaryota, Metazoa, Arthropoda, Insecta, Coleoptera, Chrysomelidae.